Balaenoptera ricei (Rice's whale) is the source of this 1355-nucleotide messenger RNA. It is a transcript of the gene FGF7, whose product is annotated as fibroblast growth factor 7. Gene Ontology annotation, biological process: positive regulation of peptidyl-tyrosine phosphorylation; positive regulation of epithelial cell proliferation; positive regulation of gene expression. The record is from RefSeq and is a predicted model, not a curated record. Gene Ontology annotation, molecular function: type 2 fibroblast growth factor receptor binding; growth factor activity. Gene Ontology annotation, cellular component: cytoplasm. The transcript has 4 exons. Bases 434 to 1018 code for a protein of 194 amino acids. Lineage: Eukaryota; Metazoa; Chordata; Mammalia; Artiodactyla; Balaenopteridae.
CAGAGAAAAUCCUCUUGCCUGUUGAUUUAUGGAAACAAUUAUGAUUCUGCUGGAGAAUUUCUCAGCUGAGAAAUAGUUUGUAGCUACAGUAGAGAGGCUCAAGUUGCACAGGGCAGACAACAGACAUGGAAUUCUUGUGUAUCCAGCUGUUAUCAACAGAACAAAAGUCAAGUAGCAAACAGCAACGCAGCAACUGAGCUUAUUACAACCUGUUUUUAUAAGGAUAUACUGACAGAGAGUUAUUUAAGGAGGAAUUCUAUAUUGUUAUCAGGAACUAAAAGGAUAAGGCUAACAACUUGGAGAGUGCAACUACUCUUUCUUAAAUCAAUCUACAGUUCACAGAUAGGACGAGGUCAAUGACCUAGGAACAACAAUCAACUCAAGAUUUAAUUUUCAUUAUGUUAUUCAUGAACACCCGGGGCACUAUACUAUAAUGCGCAAAUGGAUACUGACAUGGAUCCUGCCAAGUUUGCUCUACAGAUCAUGCUUCCACAUUAUCUGUCUAGUGGGCACUAUAUCUUUAGCUUGCAAUGACAUGACUCCAGAGCAAAUGGCUACAAAUGUGAACUGUUCCAGCCCCGAGCGACAUACAAGAAGUUAUGAUUACAUGGAAGGAGGGGAUAUAAGAGUGAGAAGACUCUUCUGUCGAACACAGUGGUAUCUGAGGAUUGAUAAACGAGGCAAAGUCAAAGGGACCCAAGAGAUGAAGAAUAAUUACAACAUCAUGGAAAUCAGGACAGUGGCCGUUGGAAUUGUAGCAAUCAAAGGAGUGGAAAGUGAAUAUUAUCUUGCAAUGAACAAGGAAGGAAAACUCUAUGCAAAGAAAGAAUGCAAUGAAGAUUGUAACUUCAAAGAAUUAAUUCUGGAAAACCACUACAACACAUAUGCAUCAGCUAAAUGGACACACAGUGGAGGAGAAAUGUUUGUUGCCUUAAAUCAAAAGGGGGUUCCUGUAAGAGGGAAAAAAACGAAGAAAGAACAAAAAACAGCCCACUUUCUUCCUAUGGCAAUAACCUAAUCAUAUAUGGCAUAUAAGAAACCAGUUCCAGCAGGGAGAUUUCUUUAAGUGGACUGUUUUCUUCCUUUUUUUCUUUUCUUUUUUUUUUUUUUUUUUAAGUAACCAAGAAAGGCUGGAAAACUACUGAAAAACUGAUCAAGCUGGACUUGCGCAUUUAUGUUUAUUUUAAGAGACUGCAUUAAAGAAAGAUUUGAAAAAAUAUACACAAAAAUCAGAUUUAGUAACUAAAAGUUGUAAAAAAUUGUAAAACUGGUUGUACAAUCAUGAUGUCAGUAAUAGUAAUGUUUUUUUCUUAAAUUAAUUUACCCUUAAGACUAUGUUAGAUUUGAUUAUCUGA